Messenger RNA from Solea senegalensis (Senegalese sole), 2876 nucleotides. RefSeq names its product golgin subfamily A member 7-like. NCBI's taxonomy places the organism in Eukaryota, Metazoa, Chordata, Actinopteri, Pleuronectiformes, Soleidae. Gene Ontology annotation, biological process: peptidyl-L-cysteine S-palmitoylation; Golgi to plasma membrane protein transport; protein targeting to membrane. The transcript has 6 exons. The record is from RefSeq and is a predicted model, not a curated record. Gene Ontology annotation, cellular component: Golgi stack; palmitoyltransferase complex. Bases 58 to 489 code for a protein of 143 amino acids.
UUUUGGUAGUACCUGCUAAAAGCCGUUAGCGGAAGAUAAACAUAACGCUCGUUCACCAUGGCAGAGACACACAGCUUGCAGGACAUGAGGCAACAGGCCGCCGUUGCUGCCAAAGUCUUCAUUCAGAGAGACUACACCAACGGAACAGUGUGCCAGUUCCAAACCAAGUUCCCCUCAGAGCUGGAGACCAGGAUUGACAAACAGCAGUUUGAGGAGACGGUGCGGACGUUAAAUAACCUGUACGCUGAAGCCGAGAAGCUGGGAAGCCAGUCAUAUAUUGAAGGCUGUCUGGCCUGCCUCACAGCGUACACCGUGUUCCUGUGUAUGGAGACUCACUACGAGAAGGUUUUGAAGAAGAUCGCUAAGUUCAUUCAGGAACAGAAUGACAAGAUCUAUGCACCGCGAGGCCUCCUGCUCACCGACCCCAUCGAGAGAGGCCUACGAGUCAUUGAGGUCACCAUCUUUGAAGACAGAAGCCUGACCAGAUAAAAGCUGCCACGCAGAGCGGAGCAGCCCAGCACCAGUGCUCACAUCCCAGAGGACCACACAGACCUGAACCCUUAAUACUGCGUCUCCACAAUCACAUUUUACCUUAUCCCGCUACCUGCCAUGUGCACGUCAGACUCGGAGUUUGCUUUGUAGCCGAGUAUGAUAUUUCAUACGCUACACAUGCUUACUCCUAUAAUAUCAUCUAAUAUGUGUGAAAUCCCUGACCCAUUUAACAGUUCAGGGUUUAAAUCUAUUAUAUUUACUUUGACAUUUGUAAAGGAUAUCACGGAAAAACACAAUUCAUCAUCAUCCUCAAAGCUCUUAUCCUUUCAUGCUUUUGGACUUGUGCUUGUGGAAAUAUGAUUUUUCUUGAAAUAUUUCUCUUUUUUGGACCUUUCUUUUUUUGAAUAAUUAAAGCCGACACACAGGGUAACUUAUUUUCUAUGAAGGUUUAUACAAGUCUUUUCCACACCAUGCUUAAAAUGAUUGUCUUGGCUGAGCUGAGGAAAUAAUAUAGUCAAGGAACAGCCAGUUCUGGUUAUCGGUGCGAUUUUUCUGCAUGUGGCAACUCACCGUUUAUCUUUCUCAUGUAUUUUUGCCUGAGUGCUUAAGUAGAGUAUCACUUUUCCUGCAUGUUUCUUUAGUAGGGGUUGACCUUGUCGUUAACUGACUGCUGAACUUUUUCUGGCUCCAAACAUUCCAGCCUAACCAUCACAUGUCCUUUCCUACUCUAUGUAUGCGUCAACUCGGUGAAGUUUUCUGUCGCUCUCCAAGAAGCCAAAACCAUAUGCUUGCUCUGUAAUUAGCAUGUAAAGCUACCCCUCGAGUCAUUUUUAUUUGUUAACUGUGCCAUGCAUAGUGUUUGGUGAGUACUGUUGAUUUUUAAACUCAUUUUUAAUAAGCAUUAUACUGUGUAAAGUAUUCAUAUAUUAGUAAUGUGGCCUUUUGACUGUAUUAAAAGUGCUCUUGUUAGUUGACGGUGCCUGUAAUGGCUUUGAAUGUCGCCUUUGUUUAAAGGCCUGGUCACACCAGGAUUUAGCACAGUAACAUUUUUGACGCUAAUUUGUGUUCAUCUGUCAAUAGCACAAUAGCAAGCAGUAUUGACGGUGACAGACCUUGCAACGACAGAGAACUAGGGAAGCUGCUGUAGCUUAGCUGUGUCACUUACUAGCUUUCAUUUUUACCUGUAGCUUAUUAGCUGUGGUUUAGCUGUGUCGUAUUUAUUUAGCCGUGUCACAUACUAGCUUAUUAGCUUCUUUUUUUUUUUUUUCCUGUAGCUUAUUAGCUGUGGCUUAGCUGUGUCGUAUGUUUUAGCCUUGUCACAUACUAGCUGUAGCUUGUUAGCUGUGUCACUUUUUUAGCUGUAGCUUAGCUGUGCUAUUUUUUUUUUUUAAGUUAUGCCGCAUUCUUGCUUAACUUUUUAGCUAUGUCACUUUUUAUUUUAGCGGAGUCACUUCUACUUUAUUCACUAAACCUCCCUUCUUAAGGAGUGGGCUGCUUCACAAAACAAGUAGUAGUUUUCAGACAGUUUUGAGGCAAAAGUCAAUGGUACAAAUACAACAAUUUUCUGGUUAGCAACUGGUCUUGGCUAACUAGCGAAUGAGUUUCUUAACUGCCUGUUAGCUUAGCUCGCAGUAAUGUAUGUUUCAUCUUGAGUAACAGUUAUAAAACAAAAGGAAAGGGGAGUAAGCAAAAAAGUGGAGUGACAUUUUAAAGUCAGACACCAGAGGUAACUUAUCAGCUCCAACAGAUUCCUGAGUUUGCAGUUAUGAGAAAAAAGUCCACAAACCAAAAUGAUUAAUUUUUAAUGAUUUCUUUGUUUUAUGGAGCAAAAAUCCCUACAGAAUAUUCAAAUUUAAUUAGCUGAAAAAUCAGAAGGCUUGUUUUAAUUAUUGAAAGAAGCACUUAAACUGAUUAAUCGGUUAUCAAAAUGGUUAUUUAAUUUUGUAAUAAUUGUUGCACAAUACAGCCAAUAUUUUUUACAGCAAAACCUACUGGUGUGAUCAGGUCUAAACAGUGAGAUAAUGUCAGUCAGAUCUGAACUUUGUUCUCUUAUUAAUAAACCUCUAAAUUAUGAUUUGAUGAUUGUAAGUUCACUCGUAGAACAUAUUUGGCUAGAAAUGUGUAAUUACUCUUGUGAACGUGGUGGAUAACGUGCGAGUUUAGACUUUUCAUUGUCAUAGCUAAAAUAUUUAAUACUUGUCUUGAUUUACGUUUGUGUAAAUAAUGGUUCAUUAUUAAUAUGUUUGGAUUUACUUUAUACUUUAUUCAUCUGGACUUCAGUUAAUUGAACUGUUCUAGGUUCUUUUCUUUUUUCAUUGGAAAUCCAAAUGUUUCAUUAAUUUACAGGAUGUAUGUUCAUGAAUAAAACACGUGUACAUAUUUUA